Molecule: messenger RNA, 2361 nt
Organism: Amoebophrya sp. A120
Lineage: Eukaryota; Dinophyceae; Syndiniales; Amoebophryaceae
Source: the annotation of a GenBank genome assembly
GAUGAAAAUUUCCGGUUUCGAAUUCGACAUUUGCAAACACAGGUAUAGCAGUUUGCGUUUCUCCAUUCCGUUUUUUUCGAAGAAGUUUGAGCGGACUGUUUCCAGUCUUUGAUCUUCCUUCCCAGAGUUGUUGACUUGAACAGAAACCAUGCCUGGAAGUGUCUACUCGGAGCGAUCAACAUCUUCACGGUCGGCAGCCUCUACGGCUUAUUCGAUCCAGAAAGCCAGACCGGUGCGGAAGACCGCCAGACACGACAUUGUCAAUGGUAAUCUACUGGUUGUGCCCACUUGGGGCUUGAAGAUUGAUCAACGCUGUCUACUUCAUGUUGAUGCAUGCAUCGUAAAUUAUUGUGGAAGCCGUAGCUACUUGCUACUUGGUCCGUGUAAACAAAUCUCAGGUAGUGUCAUUCAUAACCCGUACACGCCGGAAGUGAUGGCGGCGCUUCGCAUAACGUAUUUGAAAACGUCCCCACCCCAUAGUUGUACUGCAAAUCUGCAUGCUAGGAAUGUUUCUCAUGCGGAGCCCCAUAACAAGCAUCUUCUAGUCGUGUUUCGGAAACGGAAUCUGUCAUGCUCCAAUCAGCAUGAUAUACGAGAUCUGUUAUGCUGUAGUUGAGCUACCUUAAACAUAAACAGCACUACACUACGAGUCCAAAUUUGUCAUGCCAAACAUUCAUAAUUUGGGGACUUGUCUAGCGGAUUACCCCAUCUUGACUAUGGGGUGGGGACGUUUUUACAUAGGAUAUCGCAGUCGCGGUGGUCCUACGUGGCUUCGCGGCCACGUUGAGCACAUGUCGGGCGUGGACGCGUAAGUUGUUGUCUUCAGUGAUGCUUAGUGCAUUUUUUGAUAUGGAUUUGAAUUUGUUCUUCAGUCACCAGUUACUCGCAUACCAUAAGAUGCGUGCCAAGGGUUGAAUUUGUUCUUGAGCGGCAUAAAGGCAAAGCGCAAUCGGAAUCGUCGGGGUCGUAUGUAAGUAGUUCCUUUUCUUCACAAAAAAUCACUAACGCCAGAUGAAACCAAAAUCAAAACCAAAACGCAGUUUGGGCUAUAAUCACGGACUGUAUGCGGCGGUGAAAAAUCUGGGCAAUUUCGAGGUAAAUUUCAACCAGCUGUUCGGGCUCUCCGCAGCGGAAGCCGACCUAAACAAAACGUUGAUCAACCGGCUCACGUUGGCGCUUGAGGCGGUGGCCGAAGAUCGCCACGACGGGCAGGUAGUACAAUCUAGAGCUUGUUGUCGGACGGGUGGCUUCACUGUUUGUGCUUUCCUGUUUGAUUUUUUCUGCACGGGAGGUGAAAGAAUACAAAAAUGAAAAUGAUGUUAUGUCUCAAUCAUCAAUUGCAUUCUGUGCAUCACGGCCAGUAAGUAUGGUCGAGGAGCUCGAGGUCGAGAGAAACUCGCCCACAAUAAAGGAGCCGUCAAUAAAUCACUGCCAGGGUCGCGCCCUCGACAUGCGAUUAUUCACGGAAGCUUGCCACCAAUGCGGGCUGGGUCAUUUGCGGCCGCAGACGAUGAAGAAGAUGUUUAGCCGCAUCGACGCCUCGCAGGACGGCUGGAUGAGCUUUCGCGAGUGGCUCGCCUUGCUGGACUCGGCGCACCCGAAGACCUCGAACCGGCCAUCGGUGAACCUCGACGCCCAGCAGGAGACGAAACAACAGAUGAUGUCCAGCACGGUCGCGAACAGCACGGGGCGAACGAAUCUCGUGGGCCUAACUGGUGGAGCAGACCCGAGAGCGGUCUCGCCAAACUAUUCCGAAAUCGAAGAUGACGAGGAGAUCAUCGAAGAGGAGGAGGCUGCGGUCGUGCAGGACAGCAAACAAAUGACAGGUAGUACGGUGCUCGCAUCCUCGGCGAAGCACCUGCAGCCGUCGCGGGCCUCGAGCAAAAGCACUGCUGCGAGCCUGCGGGAAACCAACGGGUCUUCGAAGCUAUCGUCCUCGUCCUCCAGUCCGACCUACGACCACGCGCCGAUCGUUGUAACCGCGCCGCAAUGAAGAUUUACGUUGCAUAUAGCUACAACAUCAUGUUUCCAAAAUAAGUCUGCCGAAAAUUUUGGUGUUUAGGUCAUACGACCACGGUUUUUUUUGCUCGUCUUGCUAUGAUGUCGUUUCCUUGCAGGGCCUGUUUCGAGAUAAGUAAAAAUUCGUCGCUUUUUAUUUAUUACGACAAAAGUCUACUUACUUUUUUGGCCCUUUGCCGCUGUCGAUGUACAAUAAAGAAAUCAAGUAAACAAACAAAAUGGAAAUCGACAUCAAUGCUCCUGGCUGGAAGGGCCGCAAGAAGAAAUUGCUAAAAAAUCCGACUCGAGAUUUCAUCGUUGGCGGUCUGGCACCAAGAAAAGGAAGCUCAUGAGCACCAUGAU